AUGGCAGCCCCCACACUGUGGGGUUUGUCUUGUUUAUCCAGAGCUUUAGGAUGGUGGUCUGGGCAGCCAGUCCUGGUAACUCAGUCCACAGUUGUAGUUCCACUGAGAUCUAAACAACGUUUCACACCACCUACUUAUGAACCCAAAUACAAAUCAGAAAAGGAGUUUAUAGAACAUGCCCGGAAAGCAGGACUGGUCAUUCCUCCGGAACGUUUGGAGCAUCCCCUACACCUGGCCUGUACAGCUGGCAUCUUUGAUGCCUAUGUUCCUCUAGAGGGUGAUGCUCACUUGUCCUCUCUCUUGAAGGAAGGACUGGCACAGAGAAGUGAGUGGUUGAAGAAGAAGGUGACAUCACAAUUGUCAGUCCGGAAGAUAAGAGAACAUGAUCCGAAUUUCAAAAUAAAGGACUUCCCUGAAAAAGCUAAGGAUAUUUUUAUUGAAGCCCACUUUUGUCUAAACAACUCAGACCAUGACUGACUUCAUACCUUGGACAUGGUCUGGCACAUCAGAUAUAAGAACGUCCACCGGAGCUUCAUGGAGUCUUUAGAACCACCUCAGGUGGUUCAGGUUCACUGUUCAAGUCUGAUGAACCAGGGCAACAUAUAUGGUCAGCUCACCAUCUGCACGCACACCCAGCAGACUCUGGCCAUCUAUGACCAGUUUGGCUGGUUGAUGUAUGGACUGGAAGGUGUGCCCAGGGAUGUCCUGGAGUAUGUUGUGUUUGAAAAGCACCUGGUAAAUCCCUAUGGGAGCUAGAGAAUGCAUGGCAAGGUCAUGCCCCCAUGGGCACCCCCUAAGCAGCCCAUCCUUUAGAUGGUGAUGAUCCCGGGGCCCCAGCUGAAACCCGGAGAAGACUGUGAGGAGCCACAAGGAGAGGCCCAAAACUUCAGCAACCCUGAUGGCAAAAAUGACUCCUGGGGUGAAACGUGGCUGAUGACACGGCCAGAAGCUGUGGAGUCUGGGAAUGUGCAGUCAGUCAUCUCUUCAUCAUGCUGUAGAAAGAUCUACCUUUGUCCUCUCCUGUCCUGCUUGGGUGUUUUCAGCUGUCUCCUUGGCAACCACGGCUGAUGGCUGGGCCCAGGUGGGUGGCUGAUAAUGCACAGCCACGAACCUUCUUCUUCCUUUUUAAACUGUGUGUCUAGCAGCUGAGUCUCAACGAGAGUAUGUUUGGAUACCUGUUUUUCCUGCAGCAGAGACCAUCAGGAAGAGACUGGCAGAAUUUUCUUUUUAAUUACAAGGCAGGGAUCAGAAUUUGAAAUAAAACACUGUCAGGGUGUUGGACAAAAAAAAAAAGAAUAAACCUAAA
Messenger RNA from Panthera uncia (snow leopard), 1306 nucleotides. Its product is annotated as 39S ribosomal protein L45, mitochondrial-like. The coding region runs from base 1 to 477 and encodes 158 amino acids. Gene Ontology annotation, cellular component: mitochondrion. The transcript has a single exon. NCBI's taxonomy places the organism in Eukaryota, Metazoa, Chordata, Mammalia, Carnivora, Felidae. The record is from RefSeq and is a predicted model, not a curated record.